ACCACAAGAUGUCACUACGUGGUGUGAACUUUUGACAUGAACUUUAUACAAAGUUUUUAGUAUAACUUAACCAAAAUACUUUACAUUUUUGUGUAAUGAGUGUGUAAAUAAUAUGUGAAUAUUGUUUAAACUGCAAUCAAAUUGUAAUAUAGCUUAUGUGAUGUUAAAGUAAUGUUCAACUUUCAAAGUAUGUAUCGUGUUUCAUCUGAUUAAUGCAUCUAUUAUAAAAACGAAGAAAUUCCUAGGAUUAUGGUAACAGGUAAAAAAGAGGGACAUUUUAAAUAGGAGAAAUGGUAUACGAUGGCGGAGUUCCUGCCCCUUUGCGACGUACUGUUCAACGUUAUAUCUCUAGCCGGCUACUUCUGCGAUGUGGUUUUCGACGUGGUCAUGGGAUAUGCUCUUCUCGAGCGUGGUUAUAAAUGUACGUUUGCGGCUACCAUAUCUAUAGUCGUGACGUCAUUGUUAAUAUCACAGGUGCUGUCUCUCCGUUGGUACUUACACGUGUGGUGGGCGGGGGAGGGGCGCAAGGGCCGGCAGCCCUGGCUGCCCAUUAUGCUUCACUGCCUGCAGGUGGGAGUGCUGUGGCGAUACGCACGUUUACUAGUGCCAGUCGAACUCAGGCGGGUUAAACAUCAAGUACGAGAUCUUUGUAUGCUUCGGUUGGUGCAUGCGUUCUGCGAGGCGGCUCCCAUGCUGCUACUGCAGUUGCACAUCCUGUUUAAAGACACCAGCCACGAGCCGCUCGGGGAACUUGGCGUAACACCUGAGCCGAGUAUAGAUGAACCUUCAGCAAACAGAGCGUUUGCUGAAUUAAACGUUAUAUCAGCAUCGCUGUCGCUGUUCUCCGUGUGCUGGGCGCUCGCCAGCUUCAGUAAGAACGUUCGGCUGCAGAAUGUCCAUAGGCUCGUCCUCACCUGGCUCGGUGUUAUCUUCCAGUUCCUUUGGAGGUUAGGAACCAUCUCGGCAAGAAUUUGCGCUCUCACCGUGUACGCUCUAGUCUAUGAAUAUUGGGUGUUUUUAGUUAUAGGUCUGCACUGGGUGUCGAUGUUCCUGUGGCUGCUGUCGCCGCGCAACGUGUUCCACGGCGAGCGCAUCAGCCGCCCGCGCAAGGCCUACCUCUCCGCGCUCAUCGCAUUCGUCUACGUCUUCGCGUACAUCAACCUGCAGGAACUCAACCAUCGACAGAAGAUGGUGAUAUUUUACUGCGUGAUGUGCGUGGAGAACUGGGUGCUGGUGUGCGCGUGGUGGUGGUCGGGGCGCGCCGCCCGCCCCGCGCCCGCCGCCGCAGCCGCCGCCGCCGCCUUCUGCGCCGGCCUCGCCUUCAUGCUGCUCUACUACAGAUAUUUCCACGUGCGACGCCUCGGCUACAUGCUGGGGGAGAACCGGCAGGGCACCAACAGCACCAACGCAUCCAACAACAAGAACGGUGAUACCUCUACCCCAACAGAGAACGCGGCCAUACCCGGCGUCUUCAACUGCCGCUUCUCCAACCCGGUUAAUAACAGCGCAGCAAACGGUCGUAAGAAAAAGAAGCCGACAACGUUCGUGCCGCCCCCCGCCGCGCCCACCGCUGGCGGGGCGACAAGCGGAGCGGGCAAGAAGGCGGAGCAGCGCAAGAUGCAGCGCUGCCGCACGCCGGAGAUCCUGCUGGCGCCGCACUACCUCGAGACCUGCACCAGGCCAGUCUGCUGCCACUGGAGCGCGCCGUACACUAACAGGAAAAAGGAGGAGGUAGUAGUCCCGGGGGCGGGGCUGGGCAGCAGCGGGGAGGAGUCGGGGGCGGACGCGGCGCGCGACACGCCACGCCCACCUAGCGACAUCGACAGCCAGAUUUCCUUACCACGAUCGUACACACUACCGCGGGAAUUCCGCUACUGGCGACGUCGGCCGCGUCUUCGGGACGCACAUCUACCCAGCAACAACAGCAGUGAUGGCGACGUGGACAGCGGCGACAACAGCUCGCGCCAGUCGGAGUGCUCCGGCGGCUCGCAGCCGGCGGCGGGCGUGCGGCCGGAGCGCGCGCCGGACCGCCGCAGACGACCGCACGCGCGCCACAAGCCCGAGACUGACCUAUGAUACUCUAUGCAAACACAAACGAAUUAAAAACCUUUUUUUUAUGAAGUAUUCAUCCAUUAUUGUUUUUAAAUGAUUUUUCUGAUCAGAUGUUUGAAAAAUCUGCACCGAUAUUUCCGUCCAUAUACGAUUGUUAUCGGAAGUUUUAUACCGUUCUCUACUAAAGAGAAUGGCAAGGUUGACAUUUUUUUUUGUAUAGUUGACUACAAGUAUAUCAAGCUCGUAAAGGAUAGUGAACUAUUAUGUUCUUGGUCAGGUUUGUCUAUAUUUUUGUAAGUAAAACAAUUGCAUCUUAUUUAAAUUGUGUAGAUACAUUUGAGGCUAGCACGAAAAUCUUUCACUUCAUAAAUGACUCGAUGUUACGAAUAUUUUUUCGUGCUAGCUUUUUAAGUAAAUAAAUUAAAAUAUCUAGACUUUACAUUUAAAUUAAUGGCUCAAUUAAUACUAAUUUAGAUAUCUAAGAAUCUCUUUGUAUGUCCAAAACUUGUACCUUUGAAUUAAUUUUGUAGCUAGACAAAAAAUUCAAUAUUAAUAAUUAACAU
Papilio polytes (common Mormon) is the source of this 2615-nucleotide messenger RNA. Its product is annotated as XK-related protein 6-like. The transcript is spliced from 15 exons. Gene Ontology annotation, biological process: apoptotic process involved in development; engulfment of apoptotic cell; phosphatidylserine exposure on apoptotic cell surface. Bases 301 to 2076 code for a protein of 591 amino acids. Lineage: Eukaryota; Metazoa; Arthropoda; Insecta; Lepidoptera; Papilionidae. Gene Ontology annotation, cellular component: plasma membrane. The record is from RefSeq and is a predicted model, not a curated record.